AUCCUUUGGCUCAUAAUAGAUACUUGUAAAUUGUAAUUGUGUAUAUACCUCACUACCUCAUUUCUAAUUUUAUUGACAGGGCAGAUCACAUGUGAUUGAAGAUUUUAAUCAAAGAAAUAAAAGUUUUAAAAAAUACACAACAAUGGCAAAGGGACAGGUCAAAGUCCUAAAUGCCCUGGAUGUAGCUAAAAUACAAUGGUACCAUUUCAAAGCCAUUUUAAUCUCCGGUAUGGGAUUCUUCACAGAUGCAUACAACUUAUUCUGUAUCUCAACAGUAGCAAGAUUACUCGGACGCUUAUACUUCACCAGACCAGGAUCCAACAACCCAGGGAUCUUACCCAUCCAUAUUUCAGCUGCAGUAAAUGGAAUAGCCUUAUCAGGCUCCCUUUUUGGCCAACUUUUCUUCGGAUGGUUAGGAGACAAAAUAGGAAGAAAAAAAGUUUAUGGCAUAACAUUAAUUAUAAUGAUCAUCUCAACUAUUGGGUCAGGAAUGUCCUUUAGUAAAACUCCUAAGGGGGUCAUAACUACCCUUUGUUUCUUUCGGUUUUGGGUCGGGUUUGGCAUAGGAGGGGAGUACCCUCUUUCGGCUACAAUCAUGGCCGAGUAUGCCAAUAAAAACACUCGCGGAACAUUCAUAGCCGCGGUCUUUGCAAUGCAAGGAAUGGGCAUACUAGCGUCCGCCCUAGUAGCAAUGUUUAUUGCUGCUAUAUUCGAUAAUAAGUAUAAACCUCCUCCUUAUAAUGUAGACCCUUUAGGGUCAGUUCCACCCGAAUCAGACUACAUUUGGCGUAGUGUACUGAUAUUUGGUGCUGUCCCUGCUGUUUUUACCCUGUAUUGGCGUAUGCAAAUGCCCGAGACUGCUAGGUACACUACACUAGUCGCGCAGAAUCCUAAACAAGCAGUGAAAGACAUGUCGAAUGUUCUCGAUGUUCAUCUCGAUCCAGAGAUAGAAAAAGUCGAGGAAUUAGUCCAUAGUGAGAAGCACAAAUUCAAGCUAUUCUCAGCUGAAUUCGCUCGUAUAUAUGGGAUUCGUCUCUUGGGUACAACCACUACAUGGUUUUUAAUCGACAUCGCUUUUUAUAGUCUAAAUCUGUUCCAAAAAGAUGUGUUUUACUCUGUUGGGUGGAUUCCUUUACCUGAAGAAAUGAGUGGUAUGAGGGAAGUUUAUAAUAUAGCCAAAUUUCAAGCCUUAAUUUCUCUUUGUGGAACUAUUCCUGGUUACUGGUUUACUGUUGGUUUUAUUGAUAUAAUUGGUAGGUGGUGGAUCCAAAUGAUGGGAUUCUUUUGUAUGACUAUUUUUAUGGUUGCAAUUGCAAUCCCAUACCAGCAUUGGAGAACAAAAGAACAUAGAGUUGGGUUUCUUAUAUUGUAUGGACUCAUAUUUUUCUUUGCAAAUUUUGGUCCCAAUGCUACUACAUUUGUGAUCCCUGCUGAGAUUUUUCCGGCUAGGUUCCGAUCGACAUGUCAUGGGAUAUCGGCUGCAGCAGGGAAGGCCGGGUCAAUAAUUGGAGCAGUAGUGUUUUUAUAUGCCUCUCAAGAGGAGGAUCCGGCUAAGAGAAAUCCGGGUUAUCCGGGUGGUAUUGGCAAGAAAAAGUCCAUUUUUAUUUUGUGUGUGACUAAUAUUAUUGGUAUGAUGUGUACGUUUCUUGUGCCUGAGACGAAAGGUAAGUCUCUUGAAGAACUUUCCGGAGAAGUUGAUGUUGAAGAUGAUGCUCCAUAUGAACGUAUUGCCGUUCCUCAAUAGUGUUAUUUGGUGUUGACAAUGGUUUGCCCUUUUUCAUUUUUCCGAGCUAAUGCUAGUUUUUUUUUAUAGUGGAACACGUUGAAUAUGCUGAUGAAUUGUGUUCUCUUUUAUGUAUAUUGAUAAGACUUGUCAAGAUUUUAGC
This is a messenger RNA of Amaranthus tricolor (Joseph's coat), 1886 nucleotides long. RefSeq names its product probable inorganic phosphate transporter 1-3. Gene Ontology annotation, molecular function: phosphate transmembrane transporter activity. The record is from RefSeq and is a predicted model, not a curated record. Gene Ontology annotation, biological process: transmembrane transport; phosphate ion transport. Gene Ontology annotation, cellular component: membrane. Bases 143 to 1744 code for a protein of 533 amino acids. The transcript has a single exon. NCBI's taxonomy places the organism in Eukaryota, Viridiplantae, Streptophyta, Magnoliopsida, Caryophyllales, Amaranthaceae.